UCCCCACCUACAGGGGGAAAGCUUCAUGAGCAGUGAAGCAGUUCUGCAGGCCUCUUUCUCUCCUCUAUCUCCACCUUCCUGCUCAAUUUCUCUGUCUUGUCAAAUAAAAUAGAAGGGGAAUUGGGGAGGAGGAAAAAAAUGGCUGUCAGAAGUGGUGGAUUUGUAGUGCAAGCACCAAGCCUCAGAGAUAACCCUGGAGGCAAGAAAAAUAAAAAGCCAGAUUCUGGAUUGCUCUGGUGGCAUCCACCUGGCAGCCUUGGAAGAGGCUGUCAGUGUAACUGUGACCUGCCCAGGGCGGCAGGACUGGCCUGGCCACAUGGGCUCAUGAAGCAGGUGCCCCAUGGCUGGUCUGCCGUCAUUCUGGGCUGCUCCCAGACCCCAUGGUGGGAAGGUGAGAAGGCACCCAGAUAGAGCGAGUGUGCUCCUGGGUGCCUCCAGCAUGCUCUGGGACUUAACCUGUAGUGUUCAACUGUGUCCUCUCUCCCAGGUUCUGGAGCUCCCGGUGUUCCUCCUGACUUGAGCCCCCUUCCCCCCCUCCGGGGGUCAGCGGGGAGCCACUGGUAGCCAGUUCUGACCCCCAGCGGUGCCCCCCCCAAGCAGCAUGGCCUGGAGCCCCAGCUGGAGAGUGGCUGCCUUGUGUGCCAAGGCCGUGGAAGGUGCUGGCCUUGCCUUGUUCCCCGGGGCCUGCAGUGCAGCUGGGUGCUCCUUGGAACCUGCCACGAGAGCUUUUCUGGAGGAGAACACGGAAGCCACCCGCAGCGGCAGCCUCACCCCAGAGAUCGAGCUGCGGCUGCUGACACCCCGGUGCAGGUUCUGGUGGGAGCGAGCUGAGCUGUGGCCCUACACCGACCCCUACUGGGCCAUCUACUGGCCAGGAGGCCAGGCCCUGUCCAGGUAUAUUUUGGACAACCCGGACACCGUCAGAGGGAAGUCUGUGUUAGAUCUGGGCAGUGGGUGUGGGGCUACAGCCAUUGCAGCCAAGAUGAGCGGGUCCUCCCGGAUCCUGGCCAACGACAUAGAUCCACGGGUGGCCACUGCACUCAACUGUGAGCUGAACCACCUGAGCCCUUUCCCUGUCUCCACCCAAGACAUCGUGGGCUCAGAGCCGGCCCCGUGGGACCUUGUGGUCCUUGGGGACAUGUUCUACGAUGAUGAGCUCGCCAACCGUCUGCAGCAGUGGCUGAAGAGGUGUGUGAGGACCCAUGGGACUCGGAUUCUGAUCGGUGACCCUGGGCGACCACAGCUGAGUGGACACAGCAUCCAGCAGCAGCUGUGCCGGGUGGCUGAGUACCCACUCCCCGAGCCCACCCGGCAGGAGAACUACGGGCUGACAGCUGCCACUGUGUGGGAGUUCCAGCCCUGAACUGCCCCCACCCUAUGCUCAGGCCCCCACCAUCUGCCUGCAGACUCGGACGGCCUCUGAGCAUAGAGGCUGGGGGAAGCAUGGUUUCCAGGGAGGGAAGGUGCUACACAUGGUGGGUCCUUAGUUCGGGGCAGAGAACUUCCUGCAGUGUGGAGAGCACAUGCCCUGAGUGUCCGAGGCCCUAGGCUGGAUACCCCCAACCCCCAGGCUCUUCACCUCUACUCAGGUGACUAGUUACACAUUGUGCUAAGCACACAGGUCACCAUGGCAGCUUCCUUGUAGUUUGAAAAUACACUUGUGAAAGGUGGCUGUAUUCCAGUGAAGGCCAGUGGUGACUGCACAUCAGCUGGAAGAGGGGGACUGGGAAUCAGAUGUUAUAGCAGAGUCUGGUCUAGCCUCAAGGG
Erinaceus europaeus (western European hedgehog) is the source of this 1767-nucleotide messenger RNA. It is a transcript of the gene ETFBKMT, whose product is annotated as electron transfer flavoprotein subunit beta lysine methyltransferase. The coding region runs from base 602 to 1363 and encodes 253 amino acids. Gene Ontology annotation, cellular component: mitochondrial matrix. Gene Ontology annotation, biological process: peptidyl-lysine trimethylation. Lineage: Eukaryota; Metazoa; Chordata; Mammalia; Eulipotyphla; Erinaceidae. The transcript is spliced from 3 exons. The record is from RefSeq and is a predicted model, not a curated record. Gene Ontology annotation, molecular function: protein-lysine N-methyltransferase activity.